Messenger RNA from Pelagomonas calceolata, 2127 nucleotides. The record is from the annotation of a GenBank genome assembly. NCBI's taxonomy places the organism in Eukaryota, Pelagophyceae, Pelagomonadales, Pelagomonadaceae.
CAGCUUUGGCAGCUUCCGCGAGGCAGAGGGCAGGCGCGGCGAACAACAAUCUCCGCAUUAUAUUCGCGCAUUCGCACCGCGCUCCGACAAGCUUGGUCAGACGAAGCGAACACUAGACUCUUAGCGCUUAUUAAGCUCUCCGCGAGGUUGAGGCAAAACAGAAGCGCGGCGCGAGGCGGCGAGGCGAGAGGCAAAACAGAAGCGAGACGCUAAAACACAGAAGCGAGACGCAUAUGCGCUGCACAAGAAGCACCAUGCUGCUCCUCGCCUGCAGAGUCGCUAGGGUCCGGGCGCUGCAGGCGCCGCGCAAGUUCGGCAGGCUGCGCGCGCUCGCGUCGACCGUCGCCGAGCCCGGGGCCAAGGUCCCCGUCACACUCUUGUCGGGAUUCCUCGGCACGGGCAAGACUACUUUGUUGAGAAAUCUGCUGGAGGAGGCCUCGCAAGACAAGGACUCGAAGGUAGGCGUGGUAGUCAAUGACAUGGCGGCGGUUAACAUCGACGCCAAAAUCACCGCGCGCCGAUUGGACUUAGAUGAAAGCGAUUCCCCAAAAAUGCAGGGCGCGGCGGAAUUCGUGGAGAUCGGCGACGGGUGCGUCUGCUGCUCCAUGGCCGACGAGUUGUUUACGACGCUCGCGGAACUGGCGGCCGUGUCGUCCAUGAAAGGGUAUCGGUACAAUCAUAUUGUGAUUGAGGCGACGGGCAUCGCCGAACCUAGGUCCAUCCGAGACCAGUUCCAGGACGCCGAGGCGGCCGGCAUGCCGCUCAUGGAGGAAGUGGAACUGUCUACGUUAGUUACGGUCGUCGACAGUGCGGCCUUCCUGGACGCCUACGCGGAGACGGCGUCGAUCGCGCAGCGGCCGGAUUUGGCCGCGCCCGUCGACGACGAUCCCAGUCCCUUCCUGAUGGCGCGCUUCGACCACUCCCUCCAAAGGUCGGUCGUGGACUUGUUGGUGGAGCAGGUCGAGUGCGCCGACGUGCUGUUGCUCAACAAGAAAGACCUCGUCACCCAACAACAGAUGGACCGCCUCGCCGAGAUCAUGAAAGCGUUGAACCCGACCGCGAUAGUAAAACAGUGCGAGUUCGGGGACGCGGCGUUAAAUGAAGUGUUAGGUGUGGCCGGCGACGAAGGCGCCGCGCGCAUCGGUCCGGUGGAUGAGCACAAGGUCGCCGUCGCGGCGUCGAAGGGGGCCGCGUGUGAUGAUCCGGACUGCUCGGAUCCCUCCCAUCUGCACGCGCACGACUCGCACGCGCACGCCGCGAAGGAGGAGCACUCGCACGCGAGCCACGACCACGCGCAUAAGGAGGAGGAGGCCUGCGCGGACCCGACCUGCACGGAUCCCACGCACGACCACAGCCACAAGCAGUGCAUAAAUCAAAUUGUCGCGGCACGGCGCGUGUUGUGGUCGAUUACCGCUCGUUUUAGCCAACAUACACCCGACUCACUGGUUGAUUUGCGCACAGGCCACAAGGCGCACGACCACGCUCAUGCGAAGGAGGAGGCCUGCGCGGACCCGACGUGCACGGACCCGACGCACGACCACAGCCACAAGGCGCACGACCAUUCGCACGGCCACACGCACGACGCCAUCGGCAUCGACUCCUUCGUCUACGCCGCGCGGCGGCCCUUCGCGCCGGCGCGGCUCCAGGAGUUGUUGCGGGCCCUGCCGGCCGACGUCACGGCGGCCAUUAGUGAUGGGAAGACGGACCACUCGGCCCUGAACCCCACCGCUAGAGCGCUCGCCACCAUCGUGCGCUCGAAGGGCUUCCUCUGGCUCGCGUCGAGCCACGACGCGGCCUACUACUGGAGCCACGCGGGCAACCACUUCGCCGCCGAAUUGAUGGGCCGGUGGUGGGCGACGCUGCCCGAGGACCGCUACCCCGAGGACAUGCGGGCCUCGAUUCUUUCGGACUUUGACGGCGAGGACGGCGACCGCCGCCAGGAGAUCGUGUUCAUCGGCGUGGGGGCCGUGGCGCAGCAGGCGGCCAUCACGGAAGCCCUCGACGCGUGCCUCCUCACGGACGACGAGAUGGCCGCCUACCGCGCGGCCGACGACGACGCGCGGCCCGAGCUCUUCCCGAGCGACCUGCGCGUCCGCGCCUAGCUUUCCCUCCCUAACCGGUUCCUGA